Molecule: messenger RNA, 1502 nt
Organism: Myotis daubentonii (Daubenton's bat)
Lineage: Eukaryota; Metazoa; Chordata; Mammalia; Chiroptera; Vespertilionidae
Gene: TGFBR3L
Product: transforming growth factor beta receptor 3 like
Biological process (GO): cell migration; transforming growth factor beta receptor signaling pathway; regulation of transforming growth factor beta receptor signaling pathway
Molecular function (GO): transforming growth factor beta receptor activity; type II transforming growth factor beta receptor binding; glycosaminoglycan binding
Source: RefSeq, a predicted model, not a curated record
GGCAGGGUUGUAGCUUGGAGGGUGGUCUUUGUAGUGAUUUGCCCAACAUCAAGCAGGCAGUAUGGAGGGACACCCGACCCCCAAUAGCCAGAGGUCCUGCUGGAGAAGAGCUCUUAAUCCCUAGCAGGCCUUGGGGAAGGGCUCUGGUGUCAGCCCGUCAGUCUGCCACCCCCGCUCUUUGCUUCCCUGAGUGGCUGCCCAGCCAAGGACAGGGACACCUGAUUACCUGCUGGGCCUGGGUGCUGCCUGGACUGGUGCCUCUGCCUCUGGCCCCCACACACUUACCGCAGCCAGUCCAGCAUGCUGGGUACCAUGGUCCUACUGCUGGCCCUGCUCCCAGGGAUCUCCACCUUGCCCAGUGGGCCUCCUGCGCCCCCCUUUCCAUUGGCGCCCGGGUCGUGGCUCCGUCGACCCGUUUUCAGUCUAGAGCUGUCAGACGCACAGGACGCGUUCCACCGCCGCGCAGGGCCGCUCGAGGUCCCAGCGGACAGCCGCGUGUUCGUGCAGGCGGCCCUGGCCCGGUCCUCCCCGCGCUGGAGCCUGGCCCUGCACCGCUGCUGGGUGACGCCCUCCUCACGUCCGGCCUCAGGACCCACCCUGGCGCUACUGCGAGGGGGCUGCCCCGCCGAUUCCUCGGUCACCUUCCCGCCACCACGCCCUGGGGCCGCCCGCUUCAGCUUCCGUCUGCGCCCGGUCUUCAAUGCCUCUGUGCAGUUCUUGCACUGCCAGCUGAGCCGCUGCCGCCUCCGCCUCCGGGGAACCCACCGCACUCCUGAACCUCUGACGCUGCCGCCCCAGUCGCCGUGUCUGCCUCAGGAAGAGGCGUGCGCCAGCAGUGGCAGCGGCGAGAGUCUGGGUGCCAACGGCCCCCACCUGCACACACUGACGCAGCCCAUCGUGGUCACGGUGCCACGGCCGCCCCUCAGGCCACCUAAGGGCGUCCCCGGCAUAGCCGUACGCCCUGAGCCUCCUGCGCCGGCCCCGGUGGCCCUGGAGCCUGCACCGUUGGUGGCGCUGGUGGUGGCCGCCUUCUUGUUGGGCGCCGCUCUGGUCGCCGGGCUCGGCCUCGUGUGCGCGCAUUCAGCAGCCCCCAGGGGGCGCCCUUGCACCGGGCCAGCGUUCAGCAACCCCUACUGCUCCGGAGCCUGCCUCUCACUUCCAGCGCCCCCAUCUCCCAGCCCACCCCCGAGAGCCUCGCCUAGCGAUCCGCAGCCUAGAAGACCCCAGUGAGGCAGGGUGGCCUGGGUCGCCCCUUCAAGGGAUGGCGCACCCCCAGCAGAGUCCAGGGACGCACCCGCCAGACUUAUGUCGGAGCAGACUCACCAGUCUGGACCGCAGCCUUCGACCUCGGACCCCACGGGACCACGAUCCCUGCACCCCGCCCCCUCACUCCUCCCACCUGAACUCAAAAUAAACAUCUGGUCUGACCUGCAGAGCUCUGGAGUAUGCUGUGCGCAGGGUUGGGGGUGUGGAGCAGGAAGCGGAGGCUUUGUAUCUGGACU